Molecule: messenger RNA, 811 nt
Organism: Nannospalax galili (Upper Galilee mountains blind mole rat)
Lineage: Eukaryota; Metazoa; Chordata; Mammalia; Rodentia; Spalacidae
Gene: Bex4
Product: brain expressed X-linked 4
Exons: 3
Coding region: 238-594 (118 amino acids)
Cellular component (GO): nucleus; cytoplasm
Source: RefSeq, a predicted model, not a curated record
GGCUCUCGCCCCUCGCUGGGUCCCUGGACCUGCGGUUCCCGCCCGCUUCCCCUGCACCUGCUCCUGUUGGCGCAGCUCCUGGUGGCGCAGUGAGCGCGGCGCAGUGAGCUUGCGGCCCUGGGAGGAUAGGAAAGGAAACGCAGGAGUGGAGCAGGUCUGAGGAACCAAGUGUCCGGCGGUGCACCUAGCGUUGAGAAUCCAGAGGAGGAAGAGCAACCAAGGAUAGGCCCAGGAGCAAUGUCGUCCAAAGAGGAACAAGCAGUAAAGGAUCUCAACGUGGAGAAUGAUGAAAAAGAAAAGGAAGGAGGGAAGUCCUCCAAGCAAAAUGAAGAAUCCCACCAUUUAGGAGGGACUGAGAGCAAGAAGCCAGGGGGAAAUGUCAGGAGGGGACGAGUUAGGAGGCUUGUCCCUAAUUUUCGAUGGGCCAUACCUAAUAGACAUGUUGAUCACAAUGAAGUGGAAGACGAUGUAGGCAGGUUUGUGGGGCAGGUGAUGGAAGUGAAGAAAAAGACUAGGGAGCAGCAGAUGAUGCCUUACAUGCGUUUCCGAACACCGGAGCCUGACAAUCAUUAUGAUUUUUGCCUCAUACCUUGAAACCUAAGGUUUGCUCCAAGGAGCAUAAAGUGGUUACUGUUUUACAAGCUAGUAUUUUAGUGACUUUUCUGUAAAGUUUUGGUGUUUCCCCUUAACAGUUUCUGAGUGAUUUUUUUUUCCUUCUAUACGUUUCUCUGAGCAUGGUAAUUUCACCUGUUUUACAAAAAAAAAUUACUCUUUUCAUAGUUUGAAAUUAAUAAAGCAGUUUAAAAAGCAA